Molecule: messenger RNA, 2171 nt
Organism: Verruconis gallopava
Lineage: Eukaryota; Fungi; Ascomycota; Dothideomycetes; Venturiales; Sympoventuriaceae
Exons: 7
Coding region: 609-1760 (383 amino acids)
Biological process (GO): amino acid catabolic process; D-galactonate catabolic process
Molecular function (GO): galactonate dehydratase activity
Source: RefSeq, a predicted model, not a curated record
GCCGCCUGUUCACGUCUUUGUACUGUACAUCAGUGUGCCCUUUAAUUGAAGAUCUUUGGACAGGUAGCAAGUCAAUCAGCCCUAGCAGAGACUUGUCCUUUCGCAGCUUUAUCAUGGCCAGUGGGGACAAUACAAGUUUUCCUGUCCAACAGCUUUUUGCGGAAGGAUGGUGGUGCGGAGGAAUGUACACGAUGAUGCAGUACGACAAAACAUGGUGGUUGACCCAGCAUGUCCGACCUCAAGGUAGAAAACAUGCUCUCCACAGCACCGCCUGUUUUGGCAAGUCAAUCCCGCCUUCGAGUAAGCUGCGUGUUGCAUGCGUCGUUCGGUACGAAGAGAGCGAAAAUCUAGACUGUUCAGCCCGGCUUUCAGAGUCUGCUGCUCAACACUGUGAUGGACAUGACACGAUGGCGGUACCGAAGUCGGCGAGGCACUGAAUGAAUUUUUCUUGUGCAGGCAAAUCCUUGACCUGAAGACGCUGGUUGGCGUGCUCUCAAGCAGCUUUAUCGGCGUGACCCGCUAUCACAGUGGCGGGCGGAACGAGUGCGCCGAACAAAGAAUUAGAUAUUACUGCCCACGUGGGCUUGCAAGUUGUUUGAGCCGCAAAAAUGGCCGUCAUCACAAAUAUCGAGUAUUUUCGAGUUCCCCCUCGCUGGCUUUUUGUCAAAAUUACAGAUGCGGAUGGGAACUCAGGCUGGGGAGAGGCAACAUUAGAAGGUCAUACAAAUGCGGUUGAAGGUGCCUUGGAUGCUUUCAAGGUGCAAUUCGUUGGAUUCAAUGCCGAUGACAUUGAGCGCAUUUGGCAACAUGGUUACCGACGUGGAUUCUAUCGAGGUGGUCCGGUGCUGAUGAGUGCGCUAUCUGGAAUCGAUAUCGCUCUCUGGGAUUUGAAAGCGCGUAAAUUAAAUGUACCCAUCUACGAGCUUCUGGGAGGAAAGGUUAGGGACAAGCUGAGGGUGUAUUCCUGGAUCGGUGGUGACAGACCUUCAGAUGUUGAAGAGGCGGGUAAAAUGCGUGUCGCCCAAGGCUUCACGGCGAUCAAAAUGAACGCUACAGAAGAUGUCUCGUGGCUUGCUUCUCCUAAAGUCUUGGACAGCACCGUUGAGCGAGUUAGAAAAGUGAAAAACUUGGGACUCGAUGUCGGCUUAGACUUUCACGGUAGACUUCAUCGGCCCAUGGCCAAGCAGCUGAUCAAACUACUUGAGCCGGAGCGGCCUCUCUUCGUCGAGGAGCCAAUCCUCUCCGAGAAUGUGGAGGCCGUUAAGACUCUUUACGAUGGCACGAGUAUCCCGAUCGCCCUUGGGGAGCGAUUGUACAGCAGAUGGGAUGUUAAGCCAUUCCUAGAAGCGAGAUGUGUUGAUAUUCUCCAACCAGAUAUCAGCCACUGCGGUGGCAUUUCGGAGAUUAUGCGAAUAGCCCACAUGGCAGAAGCAUACGACAUAGCACUCGCACCACAUUGCCCGCUUGGACCCAUCGCCCUCGCAGCAAGUUUUCAAGUUGACGCCGUUGCGGCUAAUUUCGUGAUUCAAGAAAUGAGCAUCGGCAUCCAUUACAACAUGAAGGAAGGUGUGGACUUGCAUGCGUACACAAAAAGCUCGGAGGCCUUCGAUGUGGAAGGGGGGAUGGUCAAAGUGCUUGACAAACCUGGUCUCGGUAUUGAAAUUGAUGAGGAUGCUGUACGCAAAGCUGCUGUUGGAGCACCCGCAUGGACUCAGCCGUAUUUCAUAGACGAGGUGACGGGAGAACUUCGUGAGUGGUGAGAAUUUACAAGGUGAGAAACGGUUCUACGUUGCAUCGUUUUCCUUGGCACAUCGAAGACGGCGUGACGACUCUGUAGGGCAUUUACAGAGAUGAGGAGCAGGACUUUACCAGAACGAAUGACAUUCCCAAUCUACAUUUGCAAUAUUCCACGGCGGCAGAAUUCAUCCGCCCUUCUCUUUUCAGUCCGCACUCCCCAACCCUUCUACCUCUAGACUUGGACUCAUCAUCGUCAACGCUCUAGUCAGCCUUCCGAAAAGAACAGAGUCAGCGUGCAAAUCAGGAGGUGAUUGUUGAGUACUCGACGAGAAGUGCGACAUUGAAGGAGGCACCCAAUUACUCCGUUCUUGCAAAUCAGCGAUGAUCCCCAAUCCCUUCAAUUUUACAACAUUAAUGUCGGAACACAAACUGUG